GCGAGCCUUGCUCUUUUCCUUACCAGUGAGUUUUCAACAGUUGCUGGGAGAUAGAUCGCCUGGGUGAUGUCGACUUUGAGAUACCUUUGCAGAACUCUGAUUCGCACUUUCUACUGCACUCUUUGCCCUAGAAAGAAAAUGAUAGGAAAUGAAUAGCUGAAGAUGAAAAAGACCCAACAAACGGAGUUAAAUUGUGAUUAAUGGACACGAAGAAGAAAAUUGAGGAGAACUCACCACAGAGAGGCCAGAUCCCGCUUCAAUGCCAACGCUGAAGGCCCGGGCGGCAAUGCCCCAAUUUUGGAGGGCAAAGAGGGAAAAUGAGAGGGCAAAGCAAAACGUCAAUGACGCCAUUUCUCGAAGCAGCAGCAGCUUGGUUUUGCUUAAAAGGUUCUGAGAAAAUGGAGAAAGAGAUGAGGAAGUUGCAGAAGAAGACGAUUGAACUUUUCAAGCCCUCGACAGCCCAAUUCCUCCCCACUUUUUGGCUCUUGUAUCAUCAUGGAAGAAAGGUGAAACAAUGCCAUUCAUAUAUGAUACGGUUGAUUCAUCUUCGGGUCCGGGACUUGAUCAAACUGGCAGAUUAUCUUACCCAAAGGGAGGAUAUAGACCCGUUUAGGAUAGGAAUCACCGGUGAAUCACUUGGAGGAAUGCAUGCAUGGUUUGCUGCUGCUAUUGACACCCGCUAUUCCGUGGCUGUCCCCAUAAUUGGGGUUCAGGGAUUUGGAUGGGCUAUAGACCAUAAUAAGUGGCAGGCUCGGGUUCAAAGCAUCAAACCUGUAUUUGAAGAAGCACGGAUUGAUUUGGGCAAGAGCUCCAUCGAUAAGGAAGUGGUGGAGAAGGUGUGGGACAGGAUUGCUCCUGGUUUAGCCUCUCAGUUUGACUCCCCUCGUACGAUUCCUAUUAUUGCACCGCGCCCUCUGCUGAUAUUGAACGGUGAAAAGGAUCCCAGAUGCCCCAUUAAAGGCCUCCAAGUUCCCAAAUCAAGAGCAUGCAAGGCUUAUGCUAAAGCCUGCUCUUUGGAUAAUUUCAAGGUGAUAGCACAACCCAGAAUCGGGCACGAAAUGGCAUCCAUUAGAAUUGCGGUUACAUUGGAAUAA
Diospyros lotus (date-plum) is the source of this 1094-nucleotide messenger RNA. RefSeq lists its product as uncharacterized. Gene Ontology annotation, molecular function: serine-type peptidase activity. The record is from RefSeq and is a predicted model, not a curated record. Gene Ontology annotation, biological process: proteolysis. NCBI's taxonomy places the organism in Eukaryota, Viridiplantae, Streptophyta, Magnoliopsida, Ericales, Ebenaceae.